Molecule: messenger RNA, 975 nt
Organism: Ipomoea triloba (trilobed morning glory)
Lineage: Eukaryota; Viridiplantae; Streptophyta; Magnoliopsida; Solanales; Convolvulaceae
Product: arabinosyltransferase XEG113-like
Exons: 4
Coding region: 365-715 (116 amino acids)
Biological process (GO): cell wall pectin biosynthetic process
Cellular component (GO): Golgi apparatus
Molecular function (GO): arabinosyltransferase activity
Source: RefSeq, a predicted model, not a curated record
AUCAUUUCCCUUCCAAGUUGCUGUCGUCUUUAUCGUCCAACAGAUCUCAGGCGAGGUGGCUGGCCAGUCGCGAUGAACAGACAAUCGGCGCGACGGUGGUGGUCGGCGUUGUAGCAGAUCGACGAGGAACGACAGUGGCAGUUGCUGCGGCGGAGGUGAGGCAGUCCCUGGCGGCGGUGGCAACGGCUGUCUUCUUCUGUCUUCGCCCCUUCAUCUUUCCAGCAGCGCAACAGGGGAACCAACGACCUUGGGCUCCAGCUUGGCGGCGUUUCGCUCCUUUGUUUCCGGCGAGGCAAAGCAGGUGACGGUGGAUGGCGAGCUUCUUUCCCGGUGAAAAGAGGCAGUGAGCAGUGGCGGCAGUCCGAUGGUGGCUGAGGUUUUCAUAUCUCCUGGCGAGGCAGUGAAUGUUGGUGGCCGACAAUGGUGUGCUAAAUCGCACAAUAGUGAGAGCUAUUCCUAUUUUUCCUUUUCAUAUGUGAUGCCUCCAAUAUGGUGCAGGUUAGAUAGAUUAUGGUUUGGACAUCCUGGUGUUUUGGUGGGAUCCAUGACGAGAUAUCCUUUUGUCUGUCCUUUGGAUCAUGUGUUUGAGGUUAAUGUGAUGUUGAGGGAACAACCAGAGGAGGAAUUUGGACCUGGGAUCAGUUUUAGGGAGUAUUCUUUAUUUGACAAUCCAUUAAUGCCCCAAGAGGUGAAAGAGUCAUGGCUUGAUGUGUGACUAUGCUGAGAAGGAUCAGAAGGCUGCCAACUUUCCAAUAGUACUACUGCAACAAGAAUUCUGCAAUGGGAUACUAUCCACUUCUAUGCCACCACCUCAAAAUACUCAGCAAGCUGAACAUUUUGUUAAAACAUUUUGUUAAUUCAAAUGAUGAAAACCUAGGAGAGGAUUAGAUUAUGUUUAUGAGUAUGAAUGUUAUAGUUUCUAACGAUGGAUACUUGGUACUGUUUCUAACGAUAUUAAUUACUUUACUUUUAUCA